This is a messenger RNA of Heterobilharzia americana, 3147 nucleotides long. NCBI's taxonomy places the organism in Eukaryota, Metazoa, Platyhelminthes, Trematoda, Strigeidida, Schistosomatidae. The record is from the annotation of a GenBank genome assembly.
AACAACCAAAAGGAAUAGUGAUCCACUGAUUGUAGACGCCGAAGCCAGUUUAGCGAAAGCUUCUAUUCCGUCAACAACCAUUUGAAUAACACCACUUUUCAUCUCCAGUUUUCAUAUCCUUCAUACACUAUUAAAUAUACAAGAAGUGUAGUCGGACAGUUGCUCAAUUGUAGCAGAAUAAAAUGUAAACUAUGUGAUGCAAUCGUUUUUCGAAACGACCUCAAAAAGGGACGGAGAUGCUUCUCCGCCAAUAGCAUUCUAGCCAAGUGACCUAGGAGUGCGUGGAUACCUUAAGCUGUAUGCCUUAUAUGCAUUGCCGACAUAUGGUUGCACUGAUUACAGCUUACUACAUUCUUUCUUUUACGGCUACGGCAGCUUUACUACUGUCAGAAGAAAAUGUUAAGUACAAUCUACAAAUUAAGGGGACCGCAGUUUUAGAUGAGAUCAGCAAUGAUGUGAUAAAAGUAUUUUCGAAGUCUGGCCAAAAGUUCUCUUGUUAUUGGACUGAUGGAAACUUCAGCACAUCUGAGAGCGUCGCUUCAUACUUGUCUAAUAGUGCUAUUUAUUCAUUAUUCUCGAUGCUUAAUGAGUCGGACUGUUUAUCGGUGAGGAAAGGCUGGUGGACAUAUGAAUUUUGCUUCCGAAAGCACAUUAUUCAAUAUCAUGAUGGGUCCAGAAAAACCUCUGAAACCCUUCUUGGGGUCUACGACCAUGAUUACAACUGGGAUAAUUCUUCACAGAUUGAAGAUAAACCCAAAUAUCACAGUCAGUUUUAUAUCAAUGGCAGUACCUGUGACUUAACAGGUAAUCACAGAAAGGCAGAAGUGCAGUUUGUGUGCACUGACACACCUCAGUUUUAUAUAGUCUCUGUUGAUGAGCCUGAAACAUGUGUAUAUUUGCUGAAGAUCUCAACUCCAAAUUUGUGCACUAAUAUGCAUUUCACCUUGGACGCUUCUGUUAAGUCACAUGGCAUCAUGUGUCAUCCGGCUCUGAAUGAAUCUGACUACCACACAUAUCAAGCCUCAGUGAAGUCAAAGAAUCCAAAUCCUCAGUUAUCUUCCAUUGAAAGUUCGAAAAAUGUCAAAAUAUCUACAAAACGUGUAUUUACUUACAGAAAUGUGUAUGAUAAAAUUCGUGACAAUCGACGCAGACAUCAGUUGAACUCUUUCAGGCGGUCAGUGGGGCAAUUCUUGAAAGGUCUAAAGGCAUUUUCAACCCUGUACAAGAAGCAAAAGCUGAGAACUAUGGAUUUUUAUCCGGUCUUUUUGUUGGAUUCAAACUCAGUUAAUACAUAUGCUUUAUGGUCUCAUAUAACUCAGUUCAUUGGAAGUUUCUUAAAUUUCACCCCCUUUCUUUUAAAAGGGAGCACUGCUGCAUAUAGUGUCCCUUUAGACGUUGUGAAAAUCUCCAUCAUCGUAACUAAAAGUGUUAUAUCAGAAAUGGAAGAUUAUUAUCAGUUACUUGAGAAGUCUUUAUUACCUGAACAAGCAAUGGGGUUGAUAUCUGCGUUGAAUCUAACUGAUAUCUAUGAAUCUGUUGGUCAAAUGUGGAACACUCUUUCUAACUAUUCAGACCCCACUAUGGCACAUAAAAGUCUGUCCAUUUUGAUUCAUGCCUUCAAAAAACACAAAGUUGACAUUCCAACUAUUGAAGAUGUACCCCUUCCCAGCAUACGUGUUAAAUCAAGUAAUAGCAUUGAAUAUUACUAUCGCAAGUAUAAAUUGCAUUUUGAAUCUUCCAUAUAUGGGUACAACAAUGAUGAUAAUCGUAUUGUUCAACAUCAUAAUAGGAAACCAGCAUACAACCUUUUAAGUUAUGAAGAAUACUCAAACAUAUUUCCUAUAAUGGAAAAAGUGAAAAAGUAUACCAAUCUCUUCUUGACGGUCUUGAAAUUGGAAGCCAAGAAACUUGUCUUGCUUCAUAAUGCGAUGGAAGCAAGUCAUACUAUUGAAGAACAGCUAGAACAAACUCUUGCUAGUGUGUUGACUAAUUCAAAGGUCAAAGUUAUCAUGGUGCGAGGAAGCGAUAGUGUUUUGAAUGGUAAAUCUAAUCGGGCAGGUCAAUGGAAAGACGGUCUUUCAAAAUCUCUUGGACAGCAAGAAAUUAUGGAGAUUAUACAAAAAGUUGUCACAAAUUUAAGUCCCAAAACUUCAGACGAUUUUGAUGUAUUUGAAACAUCAGAAAAUCAGGCUGGCCUGUCAACUUAUCUUAUCAUGCCAAGUGGACCAAAAAGAAGGAGGAAAGACGUGUACGAGAAUUGGAGAAAAACUAUCAAUUUACUUUCCCACCAAAUCAAGAAAAUAAUUAAAUUUGAUAACGCAGAUGACGUUGAAUAUAAUUGUCUGUUGGUCAACCACUUCAUUCAUUCCAUUUUCUUGAUUAUUUUCUGCUUCAUUUUGUUACUUCGAAAUAUAAUAUUAUUGUUGCUUUUUCUAUGUGGAUGAUAGAAGUGAAUUCUGCUUUCUUUUGUAAAAAGUUGUUGGCCAAUAUUUCUGUUAAACAGUUUAAAUGUGAUUUUACCACUUAGUUGUCUUAACAAUUCAUUAUUAUUGAAGUCACUUCUUUUCUCUCUCACUCACAGACAGUUACUGUCAUUUUCACUACGACUACGUACGUUAUCGUAUGCUCUUAUGGAUGGAAAUCAUCUGCGUGUUCUUGUUUUGACAUAGUAAUAUAAGAGAUAAAGGGGAGAAGAAAAUGAUAUCAGUAUAUAUCAUAUAUAUUUCACCAUUCCCCUUGUUUAUUCCUCUUUAUUUAUGUGUGUAUGCUAGGCAUGAAUGUUUGUGUUUAAGUGUAUUUACUUGUAUAUGAUUUUUGUGAUGAAAUAUUAAAUUCAGUUCUCUCCGAUCAUUGUUUUUUUGUAAAACAGUCUAUAACAUACACCUUUGUACCGCCUCUCCACAAGUCAUCUCAUAAAUAAUGAACUACAGAUUCUCCUAACUUUAAGGAACAAAUAUAUACCUGCACAAGUCAAAUUAAUUUAAUUUCGAACUAGAUUAUUUUAUAUGAUAUAGUACUGAAUGUCGUUUCGAGCACAACUUAUCCCAUAAUCAUAUCAGGGCUAUCACGUAACUUUCAGACUCAUUUUUUUUAUAGCUCUGCUGAUUUCCUUUGAUUUUAUUGAUAUUAAAAGUUAUUAAAUGUUCG